This is a messenger RNA of Astyanax mexicanus (Mexican tetra), 4541 nucleotides long. RefSeq names its product terminal nucleotidyltransferase 4B (gene tent4b). Gene Ontology annotation, molecular function: poly(A) RNA polymerase activity; mRNA binding. NCBI's taxonomy places the organism in Eukaryota, Metazoa, Chordata, Actinopteri, Characiformes, Acestrorhamphidae. Bases 342 to 2381 code for a protein of 679 amino acids. The transcript is spliced from 12 exons. Gene Ontology annotation, biological process: RNA 3'-end processing. Gene Ontology annotation, cellular component: nucleolus; TRAMP complex. The record is from RefSeq and is a predicted model, not a curated record.
GACGCUCGCACGUUUCUCUCACUCCGCUUUACCCUUAACUUUGACUGUGGGCGUUUUUUCCCGUCUGAACCCGUAUCUAUCCGCGGUCUUCUGAUGCCAGCAAUCCCCUCUUUCCAGCUCCGUUAAUGGCAUGUUACGAUAACAUACGGCUAUUUUAUAGCGAAGCAGAAACGGGGGCUAGUGGGGGCGAAGUGAGCGAACCUAACGCUAGCUAGCUAACUAGCUAGGGAGCUAGUGGCUAGCUAACGCUAGCGGCGCUGCCAGAGCCCGGAGUGAGUGUGCGGCGUUCCCGGGCGUUAACUGGCUCAGCUGUGGGGGGGCAACAGCCACCUUUCCGUUUGAUGGAUCCUCGAAUCGCCUGGUUUCAGCCAGAACAGCGCGGACCCGCCAACAGCUUGUGGAUGCAGAUUUGGGAGACCACGCAGGGCCUCGGGAACUUGUACUUCAGCAGCGGCAGCAACCACCACCACCACCACCACCAGCAGCAGCAGCAGCAGCACCACGGCGCGGGUCCGGCCACAGCAAGCACGAGAGUGAACGGCGAAAGCGGGGCGGCGGACUGCAGGAGCAGCGAGGGGAAGGCGCAGGGAAUGUCGGGCUCCAGGGCGGACUGCGACGUUGUGGAUCAGCGGGACUUUAUACCUCUGGAGGCGGCGAACAACAACCAGAACCGCGGGCGAUUCGCACCGGCGGGUAGGGGCGGCGGCGGUUCUUCAGCUGGGCUCGCUGCGGCGGCUCAGCGCAACAAGAGGAAACGGGAGAAUAAGGCGAGCACUUUCGGCUUCAACCGGAGCCUGAUCCUCCAUGGCUGUGGGCCGGAGCAGGAGGAGGAGGAGGCGGCAGCAGCGGCGUACACGGGCACGCCGUGGAAGAAGAGAAACUACUCGGAGGGCAUCGUGGGGCUCCAUGAGGAGAUUAAAGACUUCUAUGAGUAUAUGUCUCCCCGGCCAGAGGAAGAGCGGAUGAGGUUUGAGGUCGUGGACAGGAUCGAGAGAGUCAUUAAGGACCUGUGGCCCACUGCAGACGUGCAAGUGUUUGGCAGUUUCAGCACGGGCCUGUAUUUGCCUACAAGUGAUAUAGACCUGGUGGUCUUCGGGAACUGGGAAACACUUCCGUUGUGGACGCUGGAGGAAGCACUACGCAAAAGGAACGUCGCAGAUGAGAACUCUGUCAAAGUACUCGACAAAGCAACGGUUCCCAUAAUCAAACUGACUGACUCGCACACUGAGGUCAAAGUGGACAUCAGCUUUAACGUUUGCAGUGGGGUGAAGGCUGCCAAUCUCAUCAAAGAUUUUAAAAAGAAAUUCCCUGUGUUGCCAUAUUUGGUGCUGGUGCUAAAACAGUUCCUGCUGCAGAGAGAGUUGAACGAGGUCUUCACUGGAGGAAUUGGAUCCUACAGCCUGUUUCUCAUGGCUGUUAGUUUCCUACAGCUGCACUACAGAGAGGACGCGUGUAGUCCGAAUUCUAAUAUGGGCGUCCUGCUGAUCGAGUUCUUCGAACUGUAUGGCCGGCACUUUAACUACCUGAAGACAGGCAUCCGAAUCAAAGAUGGCGGCUCAUAUGUGGCCAAGGAGGAAGUGCUGAAAGGAAUGCUGGACGGAUACAGGCCGUCCAUGCUGUAUAUCGAGGAUCCACUGCAGCCAGGUAAUGACGUUGGUAGGAGUUCGUACGGGGCUAUGCAGGUUAAACAAGCAUUCGAUUAUGCAUACGUUGUUCUGAGCCACGCUGUCUCUUCUAUUGCCAAGUACUACCCCAACAACAAGUCUGAGAGCAUUCUGGGUCGAAUAAUCCGUGUCACUCGAGAAGUAGCUGAGUACCGCGACUGGAUCAGCGAACAGUGGGGUGGGCAGUCUCAAAGUGAGCCCCCCAUCAACUGUAAUGGAAAUGACGUCACUCUCCUUGUGGAACCUCAGAAGCUGGAUGAGUGUAAUAACAACCUAUCUGAUGAGGUCGUAGUCGUUCCUGCUGCUUCCCGGAGCAAAGCGUCCUCCAACUCUUCCUCCCCACCUCCCUCCUCACCCUCAUCGCAGUCUUCAUCCUCAUCGCCCUCUCCUUCCUCUACAGCAUCCAGUGAUGCGGAUUCUGAUGGAACACCCUGUAAGACAGUCAAACAGCUGGCUGUGCGGGGCUCAGCUGCUCACAGAGAAAACCCGGAGAGGAAUCUGACCAAUCACAGAGCACAGAAUCACUCCAUGACUACACCCACCACCAGCCACAAAGGCAGCAAGCAGAGCCGACAGAUCCGGUCAAGCAAAAACUCUCAAGGCCAGCCGAGCAUCUCCAGCAACAAGAGCCUCCAAAGCAGCAAGGCCCAUCACCAUGGCAACAGCAAGAGGAGGAAACCUCAGCGGGAGGCGGUCCACGAGGAUCUGUGCAGAUAGGGAGCCCUGUUCUCAGAGACUCACACCUGCUUUUACUCCUCUGACCACAAAGGGGCACCGGCAGUGUUAUUACUCUUCAACCCCCUGUUUGAGGAAUGUGCAAAAUCUUCUUUUUAAAGCAGUUAAAAAAAAAAAAAAAGGAACAAAACAAGACAAAAAAACAAAGAAAAUUUACAAAAGGGGAGGAGUCCCAGAGGCUGAGAUCAUUCAUGCAGGAGAGGGUUCAUUUCUUUCCCCACUGGCUUCUGUACUGCUUCUGCUACCGGUGGAGCUGUGCCUGUUCUUUACACUGCAGGGCUCCUCCUAGUGGGUUUGGAGGACCAUAGAGAGACUGUAGGAAGAGAUGAAGACUCGGGGAGCACUACUUUAAAACAUUGAAGCCCUGGACUUGUGCCUCAAUAAGGAAAAAUGGAAAUAAAAAAAAUAUAUAAAAGACUCAAUGGAGAAAAAAAAAGUUGUAAAGUUAAAGUAAAUGAGAGUUUUUAAAUGAUAAAGAAGAUACAUAUAGAGAAAAAAAUGAACACAAAAAAUGCAAUCAAUGAGUUUCAGGACAGGAUUUAUGCAUGAAGGUAUUUUUUCUGUUAUUUUUCUUUUUUUUUUCAUGAGUGAAAAUCUUUUGUCAUGUGCUGACUCAAUGGAUUUAUACAAAAAAAAAACACAAAUCUAACCUAAGCAGGAAAAAUACAUAAAAAAAACAGUAAAUCAGAUAAAAUAUCUCAAACAAAAAACAAAGGAAACUUUCAUAUGAUUUUUACAGGAUUAUACAGAAUUUGAUGUUGCUCACACCACAAACACUGCAGCCUUUUUUUGACGAUGCCGACACACAUCAUCAGCAUAUGUUGUCUUUGUUUCCGUGUGUGUGUGUAUGUGUGUAUAUGAGUGUUUUUGUUUGUUUGUUUUUGCAUGUAUGUGUCUGAAUCCUGUAUAUGUGUAUACUUGCAAAGCUGGCUGGUUAUUUCUGAAAAAGAAAGUGUGUUUAACUGAUUUAUAUGUUAUGUAUGGCAGUGGCGGCGAGGAUGAUGGUGCAUGAGGGUCUGAACCGGUGUGUGUUUGUGCAUCUGUCUGUCUGUCUGUGUUUGUUUGAGUGAGCAUAUACAGUAUAUACACACAAUUACACACACACACACAUCGACAGCCUCACACAUACACUGCUAUUUUUCUCUUCUUUUUCUCGACACUGACUGGGGUCAUACUGGUGGACCAUGCCAGCUGUAGGCAGUGUGUCUCGACACUUUCCAUGGCCUUAUUAUGCUGAAAGAACGAGAUUGAGAGAGAGAUACAUUGAUUGAUUGAUUGAUUGAUUGAUUGAUUGAUUGAUUGAUUGAUUGAUUACUUGAUUGAGAAGUCCACACAUAAAGAACAUUUUGAAAUGUGAAAACCAGGCAGUCCCCAAAUGGGUUGUAAUCAUCAGUGUGUUUAUUUGUAUGAGGAACUUAAAUACAGCAGAGAUAUACGGUGUGAUUUUGAGCCCAGAAGCUGUAUGUGUGUCUGUAAAUCCCAGUCACAUUUUCUUCUGCUUUAAAGGAAUAUCAAAUAUUGAGUGACCAAGUUGACAAGUUACUUUGUGAAAGUUGAGAGAGACCAUUUUAACAGUCAAAUAGGAACGUGUUAUUUUAAUGUGUGGCUGGUCUACUUACUUUAAAAAGGGAGAUUAGUUUUCUUUCUCUUUUUAGUUUAUUUUUGCUGAUUUUAUUUUCAUGUUUCAUUUUUUUUUCCAUCAAACAUUUUUUCUGCUCCUGUCAUCCUGAAAUGAGUAAUCAUUGCAGUUCACUAACUGACCAGCAGGUGGUGGUGUAACCCUAUUUUUGUUCUUUUUGCAGAGUUUCCAUAUUUAAAUGUUAAAAUGCCUGUUUGAUUUGAUCUGUUCAUUCGUAUGAAUGAUUGACCUUAAUGUUUUCAAACAUGCCCACAGUUACAUUUCUGUAGAAAGAUUUAGGACUGACUGACUUUUAGCACCUUGUUACCUGCUUGUAGCGUAAUUCUAACGCUGGGAUGAAGUUCAGACAUCUAAAGAAAUCAGAAAGCGGUUUAAGGGUUAUUAAUCAGUGCCAUUGGUAAAUCCUCUGUACACACCAAUACAAUGCCAAUAUCCACGGUUCUGGCUCAGAUGUAUUCAUGAAUACCCAUGCAAUAAAUCACAGCACAGUUAUCAAAAACAAA